This is a messenger RNA of Beauveria bassiana ARSEF 2860, 1305 nucleotides long. Its product is annotated as sarcosine oxidase. The record is from RefSeq and is a predicted model, not a curated record. The coding region runs from base 1 to 1305 and encodes 434 amino acids. The transcript has 2 exons. Lineage: Eukaryota; Fungi; Ascomycota; Sordariomycetes; Hypocreales; Cordycipitaceae. Gene Ontology annotation, molecular function: sarcosine oxidase activity; saccharopine oxidase activity; flavin adenine dinucleotide binding.
AUGCCAGACCAAAGAAACAAAACCAUAUUCAUUAUUGGUGGUGGAGCGUUUGGGUUAUCGACCGCCCUUUACCUGGCAGAGGCGGGCUAUCAAGAUGUGACCGUCCUUGAACGGGAUCUCCAGAUUCCGCCUCGAUAUUCAGCAGCCAACGACCUGAACAAGAUUGUGCGAGCCGAGUACGAAGAUUCAUUUUAUACUGAAUUGACGCUGAAAGCCAUUGAUGCGUGGAAGACGCCACUCUUUGCGCCGCAUUUCCACCAAACCGGAUUCUUGCACUGUGUAUCCCCCGCGGCUUCCACCAAGGCAGUACAGACUCUAGAGCGAUUCAGACAAGCUGCUAUGAGUAGCGAGCACUUACGGCCCCAUGUCGUCCCGAUUGAAAAUGGAGAGUGUGCGAGAGCUGCGGUAGCGAGCCUGCGGGACUGCCUCAUGCCUGGAUGGAGGGGCUACUUCAACCGCUACGACGGAUAUGCCCACUCGGCCGACGCUCUUGCGUGCGUGUACAAGAAGAUAAGAGAGUUGGGCGUCAAGGUACUGCUUGGCCCUGACGGCCAUGUUGAAGAAAUAGUCUAUCGCACAGUGAAGGGCACGCGAGUCGCUACUGGGGUGCGUACCGCCAGCACCGAGCACCUUCCCGCAGAACUUGUCAUUGUGGCCGCUGGAGCGUACGCUUCUACCUUGGUCCCAAGAAUUGGUCGCCAAAUUGUAGCCAAGUCCUGGUCCAUUGCCCAUGUUCAGCUCACAGAGACCGAAGCCGCCGCUUUGGCAGGCAUUCCCGUCACCUAUGCGAGAGACUUCGGCUUUCUCUUUGAGCCUGACCGAAAGACAAAGCUGUUGAAGCUUUGCCCCAUGGGCGGCGGCUACAUUAACACAAAUCCAACCACGGGUGUAUCCGUGCCGCCUACGAAUCUCGGCUGCAGCAAUUUUAUGCCUCCCGAGGAUGAGCGCAAGGUGCGGCAGCUACUGGCAGACGUGUUUCCAGCUCUUGCCAAUCGACCAUUGGUGAAGAAGCAGCUCUGCUGGUUUGCGGACAGUAGUGAUUCCGAUUUUGUCAUUGAUUACGUGCCGGACACGUCGUCUUCGGUCAUGAUUCUGUCAGGAGACUCUGGGCAUGGGUUCAAGAUGUUUCCCAUUUUUGGAUCUUGGGUACUCGACCUUUUGGAAUCAGACUCGCAGACGCAAACCAUCGGACGCUGGAAGUGGAAGUCAGAGAGCGGUGGCGCUGGUGGAAAGGAUGACAUUAGCUGGCGGGUAGGUGAUGUGAGGGAAUUUGAAGAAGUCGCACCGAUUAAAGAAAGACUAUAG